Messenger RNA from Vitis vinifera (wine grape), 894 nucleotides. RefSeq names its product CRIB domain-containing protein RIC4. The transcript is spliced from 3 exons. NCBI's taxonomy places the organism in Eukaryota, Viridiplantae, Streptophyta, Magnoliopsida, Vitales, Vitaceae. The record is from RefSeq and is a predicted model, not a curated record. Bases 201 to 647 code for a protein of 148 amino acids.
CAUAAACCUCCAUCUUUGUUUCUCACCAAACUCUGUAUUCUGGUUCUUAACUUUCCACUAGUAGAAUCAUUCUAACUUGAUAACAAAGCCAGCAACCAUCCAAUAUAAUAUACCAACUCCACUUCGAAGUUUUGUAUUUCCUCAACCACCACGUCUCCUCUCUCCUUCCUACUCCUCUCCUUUGUUACUGUUGAUAAGCAAUGAGAGACCGAAUGGAGAGGCUCGUCGUUCUUCCCUUCACUGCAGGCUGUGUGUCUUAUGCCAGUGUGGCUGUGAGUGAGCAGCAGCCUAGAAGAUCAAAACCUGACACAAACUCAUCUACCAUCAGAGCACAAGAGGAAGAUCAAGAAAGCUUCUCCGAUAGCAUGAAGAACUCAUUCAGGCUCCUGGCCCUCCCAAAGCCAAACAUCUCCACCGGUUUCCAUAGACUGGUGAAGGGUUUCAAGAACUUCUCUCAAUUCUUUGUCCCUAAGGAAGACAUGGAAGACUCGGACGAGGAGAUGCAGAUAGGUUUUCCAACCGAUGUGAAGCACGUUACACACAUAGGAUGGGAUGGUUCUGCAACUACAAACCCUAUAAAGGGCUGGGACAACCUCAUUCCACCAGAGUUGCUGUCUCUCCCUGCUGUUUCCCUGAGGCAGUUUUAGUCUUCCAGGGCUGCACAUGUUGAUGCUCCUCUUGUUUCGGGUUCCUCCUAGCUUGGUUAGCGAUUCUGUGAUUGUGAGAUGUUGAAAAUGGUUUGUCUUUUCGAUCCAACGAUGUUGUCUGUGCUGAUACUAGUAGGUUCGUAUGUACAUAAAAUAAAGACAUUUUUACUCAUAGACUGACAAUGCCUUCAAACAUAUGCAUGCUAUAGAUACCGAAAACUUUUGAAGGAAUAAAUAGGAGGAUGAC